CACGCCUAUCGAAAAAUCGAAAUGGCGAUCGGUGUCAGAUUUUGACAUAUUUACGAUUAUGUUGAAUUGUGUGGCUUGUGUCGAGCGCUUAAAGCAGUGAAAUCGUAAAUAUUGUCAAUUUUGUGUUUAGUGGUGUGUUGGGGAGCCCGUUGUGCGAAGACUGAAUAAUGUUUCGACGUUUGCUCCAAAUGGCAGGUCUAGGCUCUUCCUGUACCAGGGACUGUUCCGGCCGUGGGGAGUGCAACAACGGCACUUGCAUGUGCGACAUUCGCUACACGGGGGAGUUGUGCGAUGGCCCCAAUUUGCCCUACCAUGCGGGCAUUGGGGGUGUCUUUUUCCUGGUGGGGCUCGUGUGCGCUAUACAGCUGAUCAUGUGCGUCAUGUCGGAGUACCAGCGCCUGAAAGCCCCCACGUUUCUCAAAGCUUGCCGGAUUACCACUCAGAAGGCGAUUUAUUUCGUCAUGUGCAUUGCCAGCUUGAUCAGAGGGGCUUACUUCAUAUCCCCGGACUCGUUCGAGUAUGGCUGGUCUUCGAGUUUGAUGUCCUCUUAUUAUCCUCUCCUCAUGUCCAGUUCAUCUCUAAUAGUGUGCUUCUGGGCUGAGGUGUUUCAUUUGCAAGGGAUUCGUUGGGAGAAGUCGCAGUUUCUGUCGAAGUCUCUUCUGGGUUUUGUCACGUUUAAUAUCAUCAGUUAUAGUUUAUUGUUGGCGGAAGUGAUUACAACUACACUGGCUGAACCACCACCUCAUGAUCCAGGAUUCUACAGACAUCUAUUCAACGGUUGUUACGCAGUUUUGCUUUUUAUAGUUGUGGUGUUUUUCCUGAUUUACGGCGUCGAAGUGUUCUUUAAGGUCCGCGGCGGUUUCGUGGGCAAACCCCUGCAUCUAGCGGGCGGUGGUGAAUCCGAACCGCUCCGUGCCGAAGAGCUCCGCCCCCAAAUCAACCUCUCGCAACUCCACCAAUCCCGUAUCGGUCUGCUCAGCCAAGCGCUAAUGCUCAUCACCAUCGUCGGUUUCCUCUUCUCUGAAACCCUUUCCGAAUUUUGGAAAACCAAAGUCCCCAUAGUUUCGCGCAAUUGGCACGACGUCGUCUUCAGAGUGGUGGAGAUCGGCGUAGCGGUGUGGUUUCCUGCGGUUUUGUGGAACUGCAUGCAGCCGUCCGAGCUAUGGAUCCUCAAUCCGCAAAAGCUGCUAGCGAAGCUGGACCAGAAGCCUCAGGAGGUGGUGGCGAGCGCGUCGACGAUGACGGCCGACGAUGAGGCGUUUUUGGAUAAGAGGGAGUGCUGGAUUUGCUACGAUAUUGAUAAGCCGGAACCGUUGAUUCAGCCGUGUGCGUGCACUGGGGAUGUGUCCAGUGUGCAUCAUGAUUGCCUGAGGAGGUGGCUGAUGGAGAGUUCGGCAGGGAGUGGCGAAGCGCUGAAGUGUAAAGUCUGCAAUUACGAGUAUGAGGUUUGCAGUACGACCAAGUUGGACUGGGAGAGGGGUUUCACGUCCAAGCAUUGGGGUUGCAAUGCUGUUGUUGUUACAUGUCUUUGCGUGGUGGUCGCAGUGGCCUGGAUUAUUAUACAACUGUAUGAUAAUAGUUACAUCAGGAUGCUGAGCGCGAGUGUGGCGCUACUGGUCAUCUAUAUCUGCAUCAAAUUUUUGGGGCAGACUACGUUGAGCGCCUACCAGAGGGCCAAAGUGGCCGCUUUGAACAUCGGCGGUCACGUGACGACGAUCAGUGGAGCCGUCAAUAUCGAAACAAACGAUUCUCAGCCGCAAGCAGCAUUGUAAUUGUUUUAAAAAUGUGAUAUUUAUCGAUGUAUUAUUAUUAGCCGGAUUCAAUAUUGUGAACUGUUCACAUACUAUAUUUUUUUCGUACUAAUUAUAGAUUAUUGGUAGGAAGCAUGUUAUUGUCGUUUUUAAGUAUAUUUACUUAGUUGUUGGAAUUUUAUUUACUGAAGUGAGAUGCCAAGAUGUAUAUAUUUCGUUCUCACUGUGUAGAUGUAGCGAUUGACCUGUUCAAGGUUAGGAGUACUAUCACUUUUUUGUGUACAUAGGAUUAUGCGAUUUUUGUCGUUAGAAUUUUAAUUUUGUUGAGUUAGGAAUUGCAGAUCUCGAGGAAAUUUUGUUUAUUCGUUCCCAACAGCUGUGUUAAUGUAUCAUGUUUCGUGGUAGAAAUAAAAGAAAUUCUCAGCGAUA
Messenger RNA from Tribolium castaneum (red flour beetle), 2180 nucleotides. RefSeq lists its product as uncharacterized. The transcript is spliced from 6 exons. Lineage: Eukaryota; Metazoa; Arthropoda; Insecta; Coleoptera; Tenebrionidae. The record is from RefSeq and is a predicted model, not a curated record. Gene Ontology annotation, molecular function: zinc ion binding. The coding region runs from base 168 to 1772 and encodes 534 amino acids.